Messenger RNA from Aspergillus chevalieri, 1032 nucleotides. RefSeq names its product non-structural maintenance of chromosomes element 1 family protein. Gene Ontology annotation, molecular function: ubiquitin-protein transferase activity. The transcript has 3 exons. The coding region runs from base 1 to 1032 and encodes 343 amino acids. The record is from RefSeq and is a predicted model, not a curated record. NCBI's taxonomy places the organism in Eukaryota, Fungi, Ascomycota, Eurotiomycetes, Eurotiales, Aspergillaceae. Gene Ontology annotation, biological process: DNA damage tolerance; double-strand break repair via homologous recombination. Gene Ontology annotation, cellular component: nucleus; Smc5-Smc6 complex.
AUGACCAACGACAUUGGCGUCGUUGACUACAAUGACAGCAAUCGCGCAUUCCUUCAAGCCUUCAUGGCCCAUUCAUCCAUGACCUUUGAAGAAGCAAGACCGAUUUUAGCAGCCAUUUUCUCAGCGCAUGAACGCGAACCUGUCUCCCCCACCGACAUCACCGAAGAAGACCUCUCCUCCUACAUCGCAGCCGCCAACACUGCCGUCUCCCCCUUCGACCUCGAAAUCAGAAGCACCCUGCGGCAGAUCCAGACAAACGGCGAUGACACAAACAUACACCCGGAACGAGUCUACGCCCUCGUGAACACGAUCAGCGAUCCGCUCACCCAGCUCGCGACUACAUACUCACCCGAUGAAAUCGCGUUCGUCAAGCGGUUGCUCGACGCCAUGUUCGAGACCAACAAUACCCGCAUCUCAGAAGCGAUGGUUGUCUCGGGCAUGCAGGCGAUGCAGCUGGCACGGGUGUCUUCUGCGGAUGCAGGCGUCAGCCGGAGGGAGUCGAUGGGGACGGGGACGGGGACUCAGGGUGGGACAGUGCAGUCGUUGACCAUGUCGCAGGCGGAGACGGUCAUGCAGCAGUUGGUUGAGGAGGGGUGGAUGGAGAAGAGCCGGAAGGGGUUCUAUGGGUUGAGUCCGCGGGGCUUGAUGGAGUUGAGGGGAUGGUUGGUUGCUACGUAUAAUGAUGAGACGGAUGAUGGGCGAAGGGCGGAGAAGGUGAAGUUUUGUGCGGCGUGUAGGGAUAUUAUCACGGUGGGCCAACGAUGCGCCAACCGUGACUGCGCUGGCCGACUGCACGAUUACUGUAUUCGGAAUUUCUUUCGCAUGCAGCAGGCGGAGAAAUGUCCUGUUUGCAAGGCUGCUUGGCCGGGGGAUAAGUUUGUCGGGGAGAGGGCGAUUACCUCGACGGAUCGGUAUUUGCAGGGUAAGAGACGGAGCACGAAUACGCAGCGGCAGAGCGGUGAUGGGGCUAGUUCGCAGGUGACUGCUGGGGUGGGUGAGGAGGAGGAGAGUAGUGAGGAAGAUGUGGGAUGA